AAAUAUAUUUUACUAAUGAAUAACGCGCUAACCAAACUGUGCACACUCUCCGGAAUUCUACUAAAUCCUACCAAUACUUAUUACGAAGUUGGAUACAUGAUAAUAUUGAACAUCCUUCAGCUGGUCUUAUUAUAUUUAUUACUUUUAGUCAUUGGAAAUGAAAUACUGAAGGCACGUGUAAAGGAUACAAAUUCUCAUUAUGCUUGUGAUUUAUUAUACAAAUGUGGUGUUAAAGUACAAAAAAUAUCAGUUAUAAGCGACGAUGUAGAGGAAAUAAAAAAAGAAAUAAAAAAGUUCUCUAAAAACUAUACUCAUGUUAUUACAUCAGGUGGUAUAGGACCAACACACGAUGAUGUUACAUACGAAGGUCUCGCAAAAGCUUUCGAUGAUUCGUUGCAUUAUCAUUCAAGACUUGUAGAGAUUAUAAAAGAUAAAUUUGAUGUAAAAAAUCCAACAUCACCUAAUUAUAAAAUGGCUUAUAUACCAACAAAAGCUUCUUUAAUAUUUGGAAAAGAAGACAAUCUAAGAUAUCCGUGUAUAACAUUAGAGAACGUAUAUAUAUUUCCUGGGUCGCCAAUAUUCUUUGAAAAAUCUUUUGGAAUUUUAUGCAAGCAAUUAUUUUUAACAAAUAAGUCUUUUGCAAAGGAUGAAAUAUAUUUAAACGCAAAAGAGGAAUUAUUUGCAAAUACCUUAACAAUCCUUUCAAACAAAUUUCCAAAUGUUUCAUUUGGUUCCUAUCCUGUAAACAACAAUAGCUACUACAAAGCAUUCAUUACCAUAGAAAGUGACAACAUUGAAGAAACGGAAAAAGCAAAACAACAACUUUGCAGUCUUAUAGGAUCAGAUUUGUUGGUGCAAAACGAUAAUAAUCCACAUAUUGAUAGUCUUACAAAAUAUAAAAACUUUCUUCAGAAAUGUGAAGAAUCUUAUGUAUAUGAAGAGACUUUGGAAUGUUUGAUGAAAUUUUAUCAUCAUCAACCUGAGAAAAUAGUAAUUUACUUUGAUGGUAGCACAGAAUCACAGAUAGUCAUAUAUUUUGCUUAUUUGGCUAACACAAUAUUAGAUGUAGACAAUAAAUUACAAAUUAUUUGUGCAAAAUUGUCUCCACAAAAUGACAAACAAUUAAUCGAAGAUAUCGUAAAAAGAUAUAAUCUAAAUAUCUACAUGUUAGAAAGCGAUCUUUCCAAUGAUAUAAAGAAAUUAAAUACAGUAAAACCGCAAUUAGAAAUCUUAUUAGUCGGAACGGAAGAAAAGAAAUUGCGUGAAACAUUGGGAUAUCAUUCGAAAAAUGACGAAGCUAUUGGGCAAUUAAAAAUAAACAAUCCUCUACAUAGAUGGACGCAGGAAGAUAUACGGGUUUUCGCUAGAUUUCUAUUAUUGCCCUUUACAUGAUUUCACGAACUCUUCAAGAUGAAACGCAUGUUUCACUGAAUCCCCUUACAGACAUUUUCGCAGCCUUGAUACAUAUUGAUAGGCACAGAGGAUGAAAAUAUUUUGUUUCAGUGAAAGUCCUGAUAACGGCACAGGUACGGUAAUAAAUAAUAACGAUAUCUUGUAACGAUUACGUCUUUUUUUUUUUUUUUUAUUAUUUUUUACUCUCGAUUAUUCUAUCGAGGAAUUAGCUACGUUAGAGAAGAGUACGAGUUUACGACGUUAAUAGAUAUUUUGAUAUAAUCUGCUUCGCAUUCCCGAGAGGAGGGAGGAGCAGUCAUCUCAUCGUUGCGAAUCACGCGCGACCUCGAUUUGAAAAAUCCCAAAAUGCUUCCGGCAGGUUGACGGAAGUCGUUUAAUAUUCGUAAGGGCAUGCACAGCAAGAAACACAAAAGCUUCCUACCAUUGUCUACGUGCGCUUUCAAUAUGUCUGCUCAGCCAUCCGAGCAGCGGAACUCGAAUGUACAUUGAAGAGGUAUGAGGUUCGGGGGUGGGUAUGGGUGCUGGUGAGGGUAAGAGCGAGGGUGUGGGAGAUGAAGAGAAAGAGAAAGAGAAAGAGAAGGAUGAGGAGUAGGAGGAGGAGAAAGAGGAGGUGGAGGAGGGGGGUCGCGAGAUUCCAGGGACUGAAGUUAGGAGAGAGGGAAGUCUGAGUAUAAGCUCGUAUUACACAUUUUUCAAGUGAGGGAAAAGGCUGGUAGGGAGGGGAGAGGAGGAGGAAUCUCUCCGUUUCCACCUCCUUCCACCCUUUCGAAAUUUCAUUUCCAGUUAAAGUAUUUCUAGCUUUUUUCCUUUGAAACUUUAAAAUGAGACCGGGGAGGAGAGCCCCGCUCUGUCCUCCCAACCACCCUUCCCUUCCCCUUUUUUCUCUCUACGUCUUCACCGAGUCGCUCUAGUCGCGAUAUUCCGCGGAAGAGAGGUACUAUUUUUCAUAUCCUUACUUCUUCGUUUUUCUUACAUACAUACAUAGAUCGUUCCUUGCGGGAAAUCAUUUUGAGACUUCAAACGCGCCUCGUUCGCGCUCUCAUUGUUAAAACAAACACGGACAUUUUUCGAUUAACGUUUUAUAUACUUUUUAAUUUUAAGAGAAUUCACGGAUUGCAUUUGUUAACUCUGCGAAAUAUAAUCAACGUCGUAAUUUUCUUUUUCACUAUUUCUUUCUUUUUCUCUUUUCUUUUCCUCUCCAAUGAAAAUCUAACAUUCAAAAAAAUCGUCAUAUCGCUCGAGUACAAAUAGGUCGAAUCAAAUAUGUCUAUUAACGCUGCUCUGAUCUCAUAUAUAUAUAUAUAUAUAUAUAUAUAUAUAUAUAUAUAUAUAUAUAUAUGCGUAUCUGUUAUCAUUGUAAACACUUUGAAUUUCAACCUUCCUCGUAUGUUUGCUAUGUCAUAUCUGUGCCAACGUCAAAAUUAUUUUCAGCUGUAAUACGACAUAUGUACCUAUGUAUAUACGUAUGCUUAUUAUAGAGACUCGAUUAAUAAUAGAAAGCACAAAUGAAGAACGAAACGUGAUUCAGUUAUAUUUAAAAAAGUAUUUUUUAAUACGUCCCUUGGUAUCCCUUUAUUGCAAUAUAUUUCUAUAUUACAGAAAUCGACAGGAGAAAGAGGAAAUAUUUCCCGACUUCCCCUCCGUGGUACUCCCUCCCCCUUUGCAUCUCUCUGUCCUAUCCCUCCCUCUUUCCCAUCUGCCUCCGUCCCUCACCAAUGGGGCUUUUUCGAGCAAAGGAACUUUAUAAAAAUACCGCGUUCAUCGUCAUUUCAAUUUCGGUUAAAAAUAUUGAAGUACACCGGUGGUAUUUUUCAAACAAACACGAACUCGCACGGGUCUGGCUGCUGGCACAGACUAAACCGGGGGGAAAGUGUAUAUAAUGCAAGCGCGGCGCAAAACGGAAAUGGAUAAAAUACUAUUUCAGCUUUUCUAUAGCAAUGCCAGUUUAAUAUCUGUAGAAAUUGUAUUGGUUCUUUUAUACGGGGCGGGGUGUGGGGCGGUGGAAAAAAUAAAAAAAAAAAAAAAAGAAAAAUAGAAGGAAAAAGAAUCAGUAUGGAAUUCAACGUGGAAUAACGUAAUACUGAAGUUACCGUAACAUUUUUAUGUGUAUAUAUAUAUAUAUAUAUAAAGUACAUAUAUUCAUACGUACAUACAUACGUAGAUAUGUAGGUAUAUACGCUAAGAGAGAGAGAGAGAGAGAAAUACGAAUCCUUUACGAGUUUACCGACGAUGUUCUACGAAGUUUUCCAAUUAAUUAACGAGUUGGUAGUACUCCCUUGUUAAUAGAUAGAAUCCCCGCUGUGCCUUCUCUUCGAAGGAAUUACAUCAUCUUGCGUUACGUGAAUCGUCUUGAAUUUGAUUUAGAUUCGAGAUUGAAGAUUUAAUUGUACUUACGUACUUACGUACUUACGUACAUAUGUAACAAUUUAUCUAUAUAUAUAUAUAUAUGUACGUAUGUAUUCAUUUUUGUAUAUAUGUACACGUAUAUGUACGUAUGCAUGCAGAGAAGAAAUUAACGAGAAUAACGACGCAAAAUAAGGUACGCCGAAAGGUACGAUCUUCUUAAACGAUCGCUGAACGUUCGCUCACAUGCGACCAUUUUGAGGCGGUUGUAGCAGACGAAGUAGACAGGGGAGUCUCGUAUUUCAACGGAGUAUUUCAUUUGAGUUUGGAAUUGAUUGCUCGGCGGGUUGAAGAAAGUCGGUGGGUUGGGGUGCAGCAAGCGAGAGAGAGAGAGAGAGAAAGAGAGAGAAUAUAGAAGAGGGUGCGCGGGUUGGCUCGUUGGAAGGGAGCCUCCAAGCUGAAGAGGAGGAUACGAGGGGGAAGUGGCACAGGGUCAGAAGGAGAGGGAGAGUGAAUAUAUAUUCGGUGAGAACAGAACGGCCGAACGACGAGAGACGGAAUGGAACGAAACGAACGUAUAUUUCCAGAACAAAUAUUUACGCGAAAGAGGUAUAAAAAGAGCGAAAAUGUGUUUUCUGUUUGAUUUGCGACUGUAUUUUUCUUUCCGGCCCGACUGCCUCACCUCACCUCAUCUCGUCUCUUCUUUCUCUCUCUCUCUCUUUCUCUUUCUCUUUCUCUUUCUCUUUCUCCUCUUCUCCCCCUUCUUUUUCUCUCUUCAUUCUCGUUUUCUCUCUGUUUCUAACUUCCUCUCUUUCUCUCUCUCUUCAUACUUCCUCCUCUUCAUGUGCUCCAUCCCACACACGAUUUCCCUGUUUCCCUUAUUUGCUUUUAUUCGAAGGCAUGCGCUCGUGGCUGCAAACUUCGCUAAUUACCUAUCCCAUUACUACCACCUAGAAAUUUCGAAAAUCAAUGAAUAUAAGCUGCGAAUAAUUUCUCUCUCCCUCUCUCUCUCUCUCUCUCUCUUAUUCUGUCAUCUUUCUUCCCCCUUCCUUUUCAUCAUAUUUUCGCCUCUCUCUCUUUCUCUUUCUCUCUCUCUCUCUCUCUGCUCUAUGAAUGGCAAUCGAAACUUUUCGAGACUUGUUCUAUUUUCCAUGCGACCAACUCACCCCCAUUCCGAGGCGUACUUUUUAAUCACGGAAAGCUUUAUUCUUACUUUUCGCCGUCAUCGUUAGCUCAUUUUGUGGCCGAUCGAACGAGCCCGAGAUGUUAUCAAGAUAUCUCGCCGCAGUAUGUGUUGUCAUCGUCGGAGCGUGUAUUAUUACUCGCAACAUAAAGUCGAGCAAAUAUUGAAAUUGUUAACUCUCGUCGUCGUCGAGGUGAAGGUGGAGGUGGAGGUGGAGAAGGAGGAGGAGGUGGAGGAGGAAAAGGAGGAAGGGAAAGAGAAGGAGGGGAGAGAAGAAAGAGAGGGAAGAAGUGGAGGAGGAGGAGGGGGAGGGGGAGGUGGAGGUGGUGGUUUCGUCACGAGUGAAGUUGCCGCGGUAUAAUCAUCACAUAAAUAACGAAGUAUAAAGUUUCCUCUAAUAACAAAAGUAACUGGGAAGCGAGGUAGAGUAUGAGAGAGAGAGAGAGAGAGAAAGAGAGAGAGAGAGAGAGAGA
Molecule: messenger RNA, 5412 nt
Organism: Vespula vulgaris
Lineage: Eukaryota; Metazoa; Arthropoda; Insecta; Hymenoptera; Vespidae
Product: FAD synthase-like
Exons: 10
Coding region: 16-1392 (458 amino acids)
Source: RefSeq, a predicted model, not a curated record